UAAAGAAGACAUUCACAGGGAAAGAAUUCAAGAGUGGAAGCAACGAAGGGGGGAAAAGAUGCAGGAGGUGCCAUGGUUAUGGACACUGAUCAUAUUCUGCUGGAAUAAUUUUACAAUUCUGAUUGUUUUUCUCAUACUCUUUGUUCUGUUGCUUGAUCAUGUGAAGAGAAGGACGAGCUGGAGCCAUUAUCCACCAGGCCCAUCCGGUUUGCCUUUCUUGGGAAAUUUGUUGCAAUUUGAUAUCAACAAUAUUUUUGAAGAUAUUGAACAGAAAAGAAAGGAAUUUGGAGCGGCCUUCUCUGUUCAACUUGGAUGGACAAAUAUAGUUGUGCUGAAUGGGUACGAGCUGAUCAGGGAGACAUUUGGCCCAAAGUCUGAUGUCUAUCUUGACCGAUUACUGAUUCCUUUUCUUCAUACCUUGGGAUAUGCUAGGAAAAAAGAAGGAUUGUUCUUUGCAAGCUAUAGUCGUGGCUGGAAGGAGCAGAAAAAAUUCUUACAUUUGACCUGGAAACGUUUUGGAGUAGGGAAGAAAUCACUGGAACAGAACAUAACUGAGGAAGCCCAAUAUUUGUGCUCAGAGUUCGAACAGAAAGAAGGUAACCCCUUUAAUCCACAAAUCCUUCUAGCCAAUGCAGUGAAUAAUGUAAUCUGCAUCUUAACAUUUGGUGAACGCUUCAAUUACAGUGAUGAGAAAUUCCUGAAGCUAAUGCAGUUGACUGAUGAGUUAUUGAAGACAGUAAACAGCAUCCUGUUCCAGGUGGUGUCAAUGAUACCCGGUAUGUCCUAUAUUUCUCGUGGACCUCACUGUAAAGUUGUGAAAUGUUAUCAAGAAAUUCAAGUCAUGCUAAGAGAAAUUGUGAAUGAGCACAAGGAUUCACGGGAUCCAGCCUUUGCAAGAGAUUUUAUUGAUGCAUUCUUGGAGGAGACAGAAAAGACAAAAGGGGACCCAGACACCAGUUUCAAUGAGGACAACCUUCUAAUUCUAAAUGUUGAACUUUUUAUUGGAGGCACACUGUCAACAGCUGCCACUUUGCAGUGGGGACUGCUCUUUAUGGUUCUGUAUCCUGACAUCCAGAAAAAAGUCCACAAGGAAAUUGACAUGGUACUUGGGAGGAACAAGUGGCCCAUCACAGAGAACCAAGCAAAUAUGCACUACACAAAUGCUGUGGUCCAUGAAAUUCACCGUUAUGCAGAUAUUACUCCUCUUACAAUACCUUAUCUGAUGCGCAAAGAUACAGAGAUCCUUGGAUUCUUCCUCCCUAAGAAAACAUUAGUUGUUCCCAACCUCUCCUCUGUGCUGAAGGAUGAAACUAUGUGGGAGAAACCAUUCCAGUUUUAUCCAGAGCACUUCUUGGAUGCAGAUGGCCAUUUUGUGAAGCAGGAAGCUUUCUUGCCUUUUUCUCUAGGUCACCGUACCUGUCCAGGAGAACAAUUGACAAGGAUGGAGAUCUUUAUCUUUUUCACCAGCCUCCUGCAGAAUUUCACCUUCUGUAUCCCUGAUGGCCAGCCCAGACCACAAGAGGAUUCUGAAUAUAAUCUUGCAAGGUUUCCACACGCAUUCGAGAUUUGUGCCAUUUCUAGAUGAAUGAAUCAGCUCUAGCCUGAGCUUCAGCUACAGUGAACAGGACAGGAAUUACUACUUACCGCCAUCAUAGCAGGUGUUUUUGAGUAUUAGGCAUGUUGGGACUAGUUGUAUUUGCAACCUUAAAAUGGACUAUCCAACCAGUCAGAACAAAUUUUAUCCUAAUUCUCAUAGGAUUAUCCCAAAUAAGAAUGAAUUUAAAAUAACAGACCUGCUACUUAAUGUUUCACAAACACAGAAUGGUUUAUGUGGCACAUUUUUCCUCACUGGGCUUCGGCUCAACAACUGGGGUUACACUAAUUGUUCAUUUGGUUGUGUUAGGUUUGGAAAUAAUAUGGAUUUGGUAAAAAGAGAUGUCGGUUCAUUUCCUGGUGACCUGUCUAGAAACAUUCCAGUGGCUGAGUGAAUAAAAGCCUGAUUAAACUGGACAUGUGCCUUGCUCCUAUUUUUACUGUGCAUAUCUAUAUUUUUGUUUCACAUAAUGCUUCUAGUGGUAUCUUAAAAGAAUGCUUAUACUGCAUUUAUAUGGUUGUAGACCUUGACAUGCAUACCCCUACCAAAAGUAGAAGAUGAAACCUGAGUGUUAUUCUUAGUUUAAUGAUCCCCCUUGUAACUGAACCUCCCUUGCAGCUAUCUGUCUUUCGUUCCCUUGACAACCGAGUCCUUAUCUCAAGGUCGUAGAAACUAUGCAAGCCUCUGUCUCUAAGAAGGCAAGAUGUUCCUGGCUUUUGUUAUCCUAAAGCACCCCUCUUUCUAUAUCUAAGAUAUUACUUUGUCUGCUCCCCAUUUCUGUAACCAUUGGGGAAACUAUAUAAUCUGCUGCAUUUUAAUAAACGGGGUUCCCACUUCUGAAAGGCAACUUGCUUGCAGGUCUUGGGACACCUUUGCAAAGGUAAACA
Messenger RNA from Rhineura floridana, 2481 nucleotides. Its product is annotated as cytochrome P450 2D15-like. Gene Ontology annotation, biological process: xenobiotic metabolic process; arachidonate metabolic process. The coding region runs from base 59 to 1585 and encodes 508 amino acids. The transcript has 9 exons. Gene Ontology annotation, cellular component: intracellular membrane-bounded organelle; cytoplasm. Gene Ontology annotation, molecular function: iron ion binding; heme binding; oxidoreductase activity, acting on paired donors, with incorporation or reduction of molecular oxygen, reduced flavin or flavoprotein as one donor, and incorporation of one atom of oxygen. The record is from RefSeq and is a predicted model, not a curated record. Lineage: Eukaryota; Metazoa; Chordata; Lepidosauria; Squamata; Rhineuridae.